Molecule: messenger RNA, 41437 nt
Organism: Coregonus sp. 'balchen'
Lineage: Eukaryota; Metazoa; Chordata; Actinopteri; Salmoniformes; Salmonidae
Source: the annotation of a GenBank genome assembly
AUGAGUGACAGCGGUCUGUCCAUCCCUAACAGGGUCAUCGGUCCCGGGGGCUUCAUCUCUCCCUGGUGGGUGUUUGACGAGCACAGUGACGUAGGAUAAGCCAGGGACAGGGGGCAGGAUGACUAUAGUGUGUGUGCGUGCGUGAGUGAAUUUAACUGUUAAGUGACAUGGCACUUUUGAGCUGCUAACAUGGUGCCCAAUUUAGCCUAAUGUCAAAUAAAACGCUGUGCAUAGUGUGAUCACAAAAUACUACAGAGUCCUAUGUCGUUUUGCCUUCAGAGAAGGGGAUUUGAUUAGGUGGUCAGUGUGUUAUGAUCCAUACUAACAAGCUACUAAUUGGUUGUCAAUGUGACAGACCGGGGUUCGAGUCUCCUUCGAGUCACAAGAUGAUUUUAGUCUUAUGAAAUCCAGUUAGGGUCUACCAGGCAUGGGAUUGAACUUUAGACUGCAUAGGUCUUAAGUGCAUAGUUUCUUCAAUCAGUGAUUGGCCUACAUUGGGUAGACUUGGGUAGCUUUGUGGAAGCAGAUAAUGUCCCACGGUGAAACGGUGGCACGUCUAACGUCUUAUGUUUGCCUUCUCUUUGUUUGUUCAAGAUGAACGCAUCAUCACCAGUCUCCAAGGCUUUGUGGAGUAGAAUCAACUGACUGCUCCAAAUUAGUUGAGAAAUUCCUGACAAAAGGUAAAGGUAUGCUGUACUUGCACCCUUGCUGUAGUUCUGUCUCUGAGGAUAUUUUUUUAAACCUAGCACACCGCUAUCCCAGAGGCUCAGGGGUUCAAAUGUCUGUGGUUUCUCAUGUUAACAACAAUCUCUUUUAAUAUUUCAUUACUUAAUUAUUCCUGUAAUCAGUCAUAGGCCUAUUAACGUGCUGUCUGCCAGGGUGAACAAAUAGUGGUUGGAGCAGAACCUCAUGUCUCAGGGAUGAUUUGUGUUCUUAUUUUAGAGCCCCCCUCAGUCUGCAGGCUCACGCUGUAAUGGCUGGCGGGCCGGCUGGGUAUUUUGGGAGCUAAUUUAUUGCAUCUCUCUCAAGGGGGUGGUGAGGGGAAGGAGGGAGCAUGGAGGGGGGGGGGGGGGGGGGGUAAGAGAUUCACCCAGGGCUCUUUCCCGACUGGUGAUUCAUUUCCGUGCUGCAUCGGCAUGACGUGCCGCUUUUUAUUUCACAAUUUAAUGUGUGUGACGACGACGCUAUUAAGCCCGGCACUCGUAUACAAGUAAAGUCUAUGGGGGAGAAACUCACUGUGUUUUUUUGAGAGAGUGAAAAGAGCACCGGGUUGAAGGGAGGGAGAUGAAGAGAAGUCUUUUUUUCUAUCUCCAGUGGCUCACACUGAUAAAUGGCUGGCCCCCGUCUUCCCACUGACGUACAAAUGUCAAAUCAUUAAAAACAUGACUCACUCUUCCAGCGUUUCUCUCUCCCCCUGCCUUGCAAAGCACUCGAUUGUACAAUGGGAUUUUCCUCCUCCACCACCACCUCAUCCUAUCAAUCGGCUAAGUUGUAUUCCUAAGUGCAUUUGAGCUAAAUUGAAGCGGCCUCAAUCACAGAGCUGCUAUGAUUUAUUUUCUUUAAUUCAAGAUGCGAUAAAACUGCAAGGUGAGGUCUGUCAUUACCUUACCAUUACAUGCUGUUGGUUAGGGCUGUGACGAUUAUGGUGUUUUGGGUAACUAUUAAUUGUCAUGCAAAAUGGCCACAGUUGUCAUAAUUGUCAUUUUUGUUUAAUUGUUUUUAUUUGUAUUGUAAUGCAUCAUAAUGCUAUGACAUACCUAAUGGUAUGACUACGACAUACCUAAUGGUAUAGCUACAACAUAGUGGCUUGCGAAAAUAUUCACCUCCCUUGGCAUUUUUCCUAUUUUGUUGCCUUACAACCUGGAAUGAACAUUUUAUUUUGGGGGGGUUGUAUCAUUUGAUUUUUUUCAACAUGUGUACCACUUUGAAGAUGCAAAAUAUUUUUUAUUGUGAAACAAACAAGAAAUAAGACAAAAAAACAGAACUUGAGUGUACAUAACUAUUCACCCACCCCCCCCACCCCACAAAGAGCCACCUUUGGCAGCAAUUACAGCUGCAAGUCUCUUGGGGUAUCUCUCUAUAAGCUGGGCACAUCUAGCCACUGGGAUUUUUGUCCAUUCUUCAGGACAAUGCUCCUGCUCCUUCAAGUUGGAUGGGUUCCGCUGGUGUACAGCAAUCUUUAAGUCAUACCACAGAUUCUCAAUUGGAUUGAGGUCUGGGCUCUGACUAGGCCAUUCCAAGACAUGUAAAUGUUUCCCCUUAAACAACUCAAGUGUUGCUUUAGCAGUAUUCUUAGGGUCAUUGUCCUGCUGGAAGGUGAACCUCUGUCCCAGUCUCAAAUCUCUGGAAGACUGAAACAGGUUUCCCUCAAGAAUUUCCCUGUAUUUAGUGCCAUCCAUCAUUCCUUCAAUUCUGACCAGUUUCCCAGUCCCUGCCGAUGGAAAAACAUCCCCACAGCAUGAUGCUGCCACCACCAUACUUCACUGUGGGGAUGGUGUUCUCUGGGUGUUGAGAGGUGUUGGGUUUGCACCAGACAUAGCGUCCCACAUGGCUUUUGGCGAAUGUUAUGUUCUCCCCUCGGGUGUAGUUCGUCUGAGGAGGAGACGUAAAUGCCUGUGCCUGCGCACAUAAUGUAAACUGAUGGAUGGGGAAGAAAUGUGGGGUGUAACUAACUAAAAUGACCAUAUCAGCAGACACAACAACCAGAACUCAAUGUUAGCCCUCUGGGGACAUUUAGUAAGGUACUAAACAAAAUAAUAUACAACACCCAUAAAGAAACAGUAAUAAAACAAAGACCAAUCAAACAAACCAGGGACGGUAAGAGAAGGGAAUGUUUGGGAAUGGGGUCCAAGUAAUGAAGAUAAACAAAAGGUCCCUCCUCUUCUACACACCUAAUCCUUCCCAACACACUCUAAGCCUUAACCCGCUUUCCUACCUGUUACCACAAAUACAGGGGUGACAUCCGCCCGGCUAACCUAGUGUGUAAAACAGUAGAUUAUCUACGUGUGAAUACACCCAUGGGCAGAACUACCUUUCCCUUCUCCAGGACCUAGGUAUGGUGGAAUACAGCAGGAGGACAGGCUGGAACACAAACAAAGAUAAAUCAAAACAACCAAUAACCAAAUCCUCAGACAAACAGCCAAACAAAAAGUGCCCUCUCUCUCUCUCGAGCUCACACGGCAAACAGUUUAUAUACUCUAGUCAAUCAGUCACUCAACCACAGCUGCCAGGACUCUGGACCAAAGCCACGCCCACCAUCGUCAGCCACAACGCAGCACACCUGUAAUAACCAGAACAACCACUCUGAACCACACACACACUACAAAGGAUGAUUGGGAGAAAGAAGAACAUGUCACACGUAACAGCAAACACCAAACGUGUUUGCUUAUUUUUUUCUUUAAGCAAUGGCUUUUUUCUGGCCACUCUUCCAUGAAGCCCAGCUCUGUGGAGUGUACGGCUUAAAGUGGUCCUGUGGACAGAUACUCUAAUCUCUGCUGUGGAGCUUUGCAGCUCCUUCAGGGUUAUCUUUGGUCUCUUUUUUUUUUCUUUUUUUUGGGGGGGGGUAGAUCAGCUUAAUAUUGCAGAUAGAUUGUAACUUUCAUCAAUGUAAUUGUCUGCAUCACUUCCAAUCCCCCAUGUUUUUUAAAAUAUAUACACACACACAUACAUACACUUAUCCUUUAAAAAUAUAUAUAUUCCCCUUUAUUACUUUCCAACCCCGCCACCCUUUCCCUACUUGGAGUAAACUAGUGAACAACAAUGCUUAGGCCUCUACUUCCAGCUCAUACCUACUAUCUACAUUUUAUGGACACAGUCAAUUCUACAAUCAUUAUAUUUUGUUUGUUUUUUCUCCUGAACUUCUUCUACUCUCAACCUCUCCGAUCAUUUUCAUGAUGUCCAUCCGGUUUGCUUCUAUAUGCCAUAUCUUUCUGACUGUGCUCUUUCACAAAAGCUCCCAACCUAUAUACUUAUUAUGGACACAGUAUGCUUACAUUAUUAGUUAUCUUGUUAUUAUUUGUUGUUAUUAGUCCCAUCCUUCAAUUCCAUUCAACACCUCCCAUCUAUCUCUUAACACCAUCCAUAUAGGAUUUCUAUUUGCCAUAUAUAUUUCAACUGUACUGUGAUGUCUUACAGAAGUUCUGAACCUUUCUAUUCUCAUUGUUUCUACAGAUUGUGAAUUGAAAAUAAACAUUUUUGCUAAAAGUAUUAUUAUAUUAUUGAUCGAUUGACUAUGAUUUUUCAGAUCACCCAGUAAUGCUAUCUGCAAGGUUAGCUCCAGGUAAAUAUUGCAAUCCUUUAGCCAUUCCUGUCCAAAAACAAGCUACAAAUGGACAGUACCAAAACAAAUGAUCUAAUGAUUCUGUCUCUUCGCAGCAAAAUCUGUAGAGCUGGGAAGAUUGUAUCCCCCAUAUAAAUAACAUUCUAUUGGUAGCAAGAAUUGUAUAUAAUAAUUUAAAUUGAAAGAUUCUAAGUUUUGAAUCCGGUGUCGUUUUGUGUGUCAGUUUAUAAACACUAUGCCAUGGGAUCGGUACGUCAAAAAUCUCUUCCCAACUAUUUUCAAAUCAAAUCAAAUUUUAUUGGUCACAUGCGCCGAAUACAACAGGUGCAGACAUUACAGUGAAAUGCUUACUUACAGCCCUUAACCAACAGUGCAUUUAUUUUAAACAAAAAAAGUAAGAAUAAAACAACAACAAAAAAAGUGUUGAGAAAAAAAGAGCAGAAGUAAAAUAAAGUGACAGUAGGGAGGCUAUAUAUACAGUAAAAUAAAGUGACAGUAGGGAGGCUAUAUAUACAGGGGGGUACCGUUGCAGAGUCAAUGUGCGGGGGCACCGGCUAGUUGAGGUAAUAUGUACAUGUGGGUAGAGUUAAAGUGACUAUGCAUAAAUACUUAACAGAGUAGCAGCAGCGUAAAAAGGAUGGGGUGGGGGGGCAGUGCAAAUAGUCCGGGUAGCCAUGAUUAGCUGUUCAGGAGUCUUAUGGCUUGGGGGUAGAAGCUGUUGAGAAGUCUUUUGGACCUAGACUUGGCACUCCGGUACCGCUUGCCGUGCGGUAGCAGAGAGAACAGUCUAUGACUAGGGUGGCUGGAGUCUUUGACAAUUUUGAGGGCCUUCCUCUGACACCGCCUGGUAUAGAGGUCCUGAAUGGCAGGGAGCUUUGCCCCAGUGAUGUACUGGGCCGUACGCACUACCCUCUGUAGUGCCUUGCGGUCAGAGGCCAAGCAGUUGCCAUACCAGGCGGUGAUGCAACCAGUCAGGAUGCUCUCGAUGGUGCAGCUGUAGAAUUUUUUGAGGAUCUGAGGACCCAUGCCAAAUCUUUUUAGUCUCCUGAGGGGGAAUAGGCUUUGUCGUGCCCUCUUCACGACUGUCUUGGUGUGUUUGGACCAUGAUAGUUCGUUGGUGAUGUGGACACCAAGGAACUUGAAGCUCUCAACCUGUUCCACUACAGCCCCGCCGAUGAGAAUGGGGGCGUGUUCAGUCCUCUUUUUUUUCCUGUAGUCCACAAUCAUCUCCUUUGUCUUGGUCACGUUGAGGGAGAGGUUGUUGUCCUGGCACCACACGGCCAGAUCUCUGACCUCCUCCCUAUAGGCUGUCUCAUCGUUGUCGGUGAUCAGGCCUACCACUGUUGUGUCGUCGGCAAACUUAAUGAUGGUGUUGGAGUCGUGCCUGGCCAUGCAGUCAUGGGUGAACAGAGAGUACAGGAGGGGACUGAGCACGCACCCCUGAGGGGCCCCCGUGUUGAGGAUCAGUGUGGCAGAUGUGUUGUUACCUACCCUUACCACCUGGGGGCGGCCCGUCAGGAAGUCCAGGAUCCAGUUGCAGAGGGAGGUGUUUAGUCCCAGGAUCCUUAGCUUAGUGAUGAGCUUAGAGGGCACUAUGGUGUUGAAUGCUGAGCUGUAGUCAAUGAAUAGCAUUCUCACGUAGGUGUUCCUCUUGUCCAGGUGGGAAAGGGCAGUGUGGAGUGCGAUAGAGAUUGCAUCAUCUGUGGAUCUGUUGGGGCGGUAUGCAAAUUGGAGUGGGUCUAGGGUUUCUGGGAUUAUGCUGUUGAUGUGAGCCAUGACCAGUCUUUCAAAGCACUUCAUGGCUACAGACGUCAGUGCUACGGGUCGGUAGUCAUUUAGGCAGGUUAUCUUAGAGUUCUUGGGCACGGGGACUAUGGUGGUCUGCUUGAAACAUGUUGGUAUUACAGACUCAGUCAGGGACAUGUUGAAAAUGUCAGUGAAGACACUUGCCAGUUGGUCAGCACAUGCUCGGAGUACACGUCCUGGUAAUCCGUCUGGCCCUGCGGCCUUGUGAAUGUUGACCUGCUUAAAAGUCUUACUCACAUCGGCUACGGAGAGCGUGAUCACAUAGUCAUCCGGAACAGCUGGUGCUCUCAUGCAUGCUUCAGUGUUGCUUGCCUCGAAGCGAGCAUAGAAGUGGUUUAGCUCGUCUGGUAGGCUUGUGUCACUGGGCAGCUCGCGGCUGUGCUUCCCUUUGUAGUCUGUAAUAGUUUUCAAGCCCUGCCACAUCCGACGAGCGUCAGAGCCAGUGUAGUAUGAUUCAAUCUUAGACCUGUAUUGACUCUUUGCCUGUUUGAUGGUUCAUCGGAGGUCAUAGCGGGAUUUCUUAUAAGCGUCCGGGUUAGAGUCCCGUUCCUUGAAAGCGGCAGCUCUACCCUUUAGCUCAGUGCGGAUGUUUCCUGUAAUCCAUGGCUUCUGGUUGGGGUAUGUACGUACGGUCACUGUGGGGACGACAUCAUCGAUGCACUUAUUGAUGAAGCCAGUGACUGAUGUGGUGUACUCCUCAAUGCUGUCUGAAGAAUCCCGGAACAUGUUCCAGUCUGUGCUAGCAAAACAGUCCUGAAGCUUAGCAUCUGCGUCAUCUGACCACUUUUUUAUUAACCGAAUCACUGGUGCUUCCUGCUUCAGUUUUUGCUUAUAAGCAGGAAUCAGGAGGAUAGAGUUAUGGUCAGAUUUGCCAAAUGGAGGGCGAGGGAGAGCUUUGUAUGCGUCUCUGUGUGUGGAGUAAAGGUGGUCUAGAGUUUUUUUUCCUCCUCUGGUUGCACAUUUAACAUGCUGGUAGAAAUUAGGUGGAACGGAUUUCCCUGCAUUAAAGUCCCCGGCCACUAGGAGCGCUGCAUCUGGAUGAGCGUUUUCCUGUUGAUUAAUGGCCUUGUACAACUCAUUCAGAGCAAUCUUAAUGCCAGCAUUGGUUUGUGGUGGUAAAUAGACAGCUAUGAAAAAUAUAGAUGAAAACUCUCUUGGUAAAUAGUGUGGUCUACAGCUUAUCAUAAGAUACUCUACCUCAGGCGAGCAAAACCUCGAGACUUCCUUAGUAUUUGAUUUUGUGCACCAGCUGUUGUUUACAAAUAUACACAGACCGCCGCCCCUUGUCUUACCAGAGUCAGACGUUCUGUCCUGCCGAUGUAGCGUAUAGCCUGCUAGCUGAAUGUUAUCAUUGUUUUCGUUCAGCCACGACUCCGUGAAACAUAAGAUAUUACAGUUUUUAAUGUCCCGUUGGUAGGAUAACCGUAAUCUUAACUCGUCCAUUUUAUUCUCAAAAGAUUGAACGUUGGCUAGUAGGAUUGAUGGGAGAGGCAGUUUACUCGCUCGCCGUCGGAUCCUUACAAGGCACCCGGAUCUGCGUCCGCGAUAUCUCCGUCUCUUCCUCACGCGAAUGAUGGGGAUCUGGGCCUUGUCGGGUGUCUGUAGGAUAUCCUUCGCGACCGCCUCGUUGAAGAAAAAAUCUUCGUCCAAUGCGAGGUGAGUAAUCGCUGCCCUGAUAUCCAGAAGCUCUUUUUGGUUAUAAGAGACGAUGGCAGAAACAUUAUGUACAAAAUAAAUUACAAAUAACGCGGAAAAACACACAUAAUAGUACAAUUGGUUAGAGGGCUGUAAAACGGCAGCCAUCUUCCCGGCGCUGUUCUUCAUUUAAAAAAAUAACUUGUUUCCAAAAAAAAAAUUUGCAAUCUAUAUGGGACGGCUGUCAAUCCUUUGGUCCUUAAAUGAAACUGAUAUACUUUUUUAUUUAUCACAGUUUUCCUUAACCAAUUAUGUUCUUUAAUGCAAGGCCGACAGACAAGUUCCUUACUUUAUCCCCCUUCCACUUUCCUCUUCCAUUUUUGCGGUAAGGCUGCAAUUAUUUGGUUGUAAUUAUGGGUAGAGCAGACAUUUCCAUAUGUUUUUGUUAGCUGCAUGUGCGACAUAACUCCACCAGUCCUACCGAUGAUAUCAUUUACGAAGAUUAUACCUUUUUUUAAAUUGUCAAAAAAAAAAAGUUUUUUUGUCAAUUAGUAUAUUUGAGUUUAACCACUAUUUGUUGCAUUAUUUGUUCUGUCGUUUCUGGAGGAUUCAAUUGAAAUUGCAACCAACUUUCUAUGGCUUGUUUUAGAAAUAGUGAUAUUUGGGAGAUUAUUUCCUUUUCAAAUAACUGAAAGUGAGUGGUUGUAAUCUGAAUAAAGGGAAACAGGCCAUUCUUGAACAUUGGGUGAGACAAUCUUACUAAUUUGCUAGAGAACCAGUUCGGAUUUAAGUAUAACUUUUGUAUGACUGAAGCUUUUAGUGAUAGGUCUAAUGCUUUAAUAUUUAAUAAUUUCUGUCCUCCGAAUUCAUAUUCAUUAUAUAAAUAGGCCCGUUUAAUUUUGUCUGGCUUGCCGUUCCAAAUAAAAUUGAAUAUUUUUUUCUCAUAUAAUUUUAAAAACUGUUCGCUAUUCGUAGGCAAGACAAUAAGCAAAUAGGUAAACUGGGAUAAUACUAAAGAGUUAAUCAGGGUGUUGCCUCUGAUGAAUGCCCUCCUUGCCUGGUCCGUGAGUUUUGGUGGGCGGCACUCUCUUGGCAGGUUUGUUGUUGGUGCCAUAUUCUUUCAAUUUUUUAAUAAUGGAUUUAAUGGUGCUUCGUGGGAUGUUCAAAGUUUCUGGUAUUUUUUUAUAACCCAACCCUGACCUGUUUGGAGAGCUCCUUGAUCUUCAUGGUGCCGCUUGCUUGGUGGUGCCCCUUGCUUAGUGGUGUUGCAGACUCUGGGGACUUUCAGAACAGGUAGGUGUGUGUGUGUGUGUGUGUGUGUGUGUGUGUGUAUAUAUACUGAGAUCAUGUGACAGAUCAUGUAACGCACAAGUGGACUUUAUUUAACUAAUUAUGUGACUUCUGAAGGUAAUUGAUUGCACCAGAUCUUAUUUAGGGGCUUCAUAGCAAAGGUGGUGAAUACAUAUGCACGCACCACUUUUCUGCUAUUAAUUUUUUAGCAUUUUUUGAAACAAGUUAUUUUUUUUAUUUCACUUCACCAUUUUGGACUAUUCUGUGUAUGUCCAUUACAUGAAAUCCAAAUAAAAAUCAUUUUAAAUUACAGGUUGUAAUGCAACAAAAUAGGAAAAACGUCAAGGGGGAUGAAUACUUUUGCAAGGCACUGUACCUAAUGGUAUAGCUAUGACAUACCUAAUGAAUACAACAAAUUACCAACUUUACCCACUUCAUGUAAAAAUAAGAUACUACUAUUGGGUAAACUGUAUCUACUUGAAAAUAAAGUUCAAUACCCCCCCUCAUAAAAUAAAUGUAUUGAGACUAUGAUGAUUGAUAUUGUUCACGGUUAUUGCCCAUAAUUGUUGGUUAUACGAUUAUGCAAUAAUUGUGGCAGCCCCCCUUGUGGCAGCCCUACUUACUGUAGAAGGAAGACUGCUCUUUUGGGAGAUAAACAGCCUAUAUCAAUGGAUGGGUUCUGAUCUGGAAUCAAAUCAAAACAGUAGCAUCCUAUAGUUCUCUCUGUUUAGCCCAGUUGGCACAUAUGAGCUUGAUGCACCCCAACCCAAAGCAUCAUUGGCUUGAUGUAGUACAAACCUGCUGUUCUUUUGUAGAGAGAAACCAGUACCCAAACAAACCAGGAGAUAUCUGACCUUUUUUUCUCUCCACUGUUUGUUUCGCUGUGACCUUAUUGACAUUCUCCUUUCAAUGCCCAUUCAACCCUCAUACCGGUAUGUCCACACAAAACAAGUGUUUAUUGAUUUGAGUGCUGGAGUCAGGGUAACCUCGGCGUGUGUGUGUGGUGAUGGGGGGGGGGGGACACACAAUGGAACAAUAAAGACCCAUUCUGAAGAAGAUUCAGUGAGUGAAUGAGGGAGAGGGGAAGGAAACGGGUGGUGAAUGGUAAAGGAAGAGCAAUAAGAGGCUGUUCCAACCUGCUCCCUCACAUCACUCCAUGUGUUUGUUUGUUUGUGUUUUUGCCUGUGGGCCUGAUGAGCUGGGAGAGAUGACCCCUCUAAUCAGUAGAUUAGUCAUGAUGACGCUGGACUGGAGGCCUGAGGGAAGGGCACUUUAAUAUGCCCAGCACUUUCACCUUCUCUACCCCCCCCCCCCCCCCCCCCCCCCACCUUGCCACUUAGGCUUUUUGUGCGUUUUCCCAUAUGAUGCAAAGUGCCCUCUAUAGGUUAAAAUCCCUUAUCGUAUGUACUAUAGUCUGCCCUGCUAUGGAAACAUUUGCAUUUAUGCUACAUGGAUCUCGGAUGAAGACUAAGAUUCCUAAAAAGUCCAUUUUCUGCACAUUGAUGUUGAGCAUCCAUUGGAUUAUUCUCCACAGGAAUCUUCUCUCCAAUCCUCAUUUAGCUUAAUUGCUGCUGAGCCCAGGCCUAGCGAGAGAGACGGGGAGAUUGUGAGAGAGGUGAAGGUAGCUGUAAUGAGAAAGGUGUGAUGUAUUAAUCAGGCCUGACGUCUCUCAUCCCUUCUAAUCUCAUCAAAUGGCAGAGAGCUCCCAGUUCCGCCCAGCAACAUCUGUAGACUCAACAGGUGGAUAAACACCCCAUUUAAAACCAGCUUUCCACCCAAUGAUACUGGAGGAUGCAGCACUUUACACAGCAGAUGGAUGUAGUCUAGUCUCCAGUGUUUCACCAGGUGGUUGAGGAUUGAAGUUACUGCUGGUUUAGAGGUUUGGUGGUAUGUUGGACUUGUUAAGUGUGUGUUUGUGUCUAGUUUGCUGGAAGGUGGAAGGAGCAGAGGCACCGUGAGGAUAGGUUUGUUGUCUGGAGAAAGGUGUGUGUGUGUGUGUGUGUGUAUGGAGGCUGGGAAUUAUUCUGUACACGAGAAACCUUGUAGUCACAUUGUGAUUAGAGGCUGUUUUUGCCUUAGGCUGAGAAAUGUACUACAGCGAUGCAGCCCAUGGAGUCGUUUCAUCAGUUCCGCCCUGGCCUAAUGGCCAAUUUAGCCAGCUAACGACAGGCGGUGCGGCACUACACGCCUGGUAAUGUUUGAAGAGUCGCCUCCUGAAAAUUUGAUGAAGAUUAGGAUUGCAAUGCCUCAUGAAUACGGUUUCUCUCUCGCCAUUCCUCCCUCACUCUCCUUUCUCUCUGACUUACCUUCCCUCUGGUUGGACAUAGGUUAAUUGGUAUUGAGCUAUUUCCACUUGGUACAGAAUGUCUCCCUGUGUAAUGUCACCUGCUUGCCUCAUGUGGACAUUGGUUAUGUAAUGGUUAGAUCCUUCAGUCCUGUGAUCUUGGCUAAGGUCUGAGGGAAUGUCCCGUGCUUAAGCCUAUUAAAGUAGCUGUACUGCACAUCCAGGUUACUAAAGUUCCUUGACCUCAAGUUUACUAGGUCACUGUUUAACUCUGAAUUCCCCUACACUCAAGUUUAGUACCCUUACAUUUUAGUGUCCUUAUCUUUCACCUCCCAAGGCGCCUGCCUUAUCACACGUCACUGUCUAGGCCUGUGUCCUGUCUAAUUCUACCGGUUGUCUCAUUGGAUCCUCUCCUCCAAUCCACUUUUAAGCGAGAGGUGAGUAAACAAGGACUAAGGAUGCAAGGAUUUGACCGCUAGUAGCGUUUCCAGACACUGUCUAUAUGUACUGUCCUUAUUCUACCUGCUGUCUCAUUGGCCCCCUUCUGUUUCUCCUCAGGAAGUAGGCAGGGCCGCUGUAAGGUGAUUGACCUGUGACCUUUGGACUUGGUGAUUUGGUGGUUCGCUGCGGACGCCAGCUCUCAGAUGGAUUAACAGGUGAGCUCACCCACAGCCAGCAGAACACUCAUCUACUAAUAAUUUGCUCCUUACAGAUGAUGGACCCAAUUCAACUCCUUUAUUGGACAUUGACUGCAUUUCAGACCCAUUCAAAGUGUAAAACAGGCACAAAACAAGAGUGGACUUUGAAUAUGCAUGAUAUAAAAACACUACACCUUCCAACAAAAGCAGCAGAAAUGAGGCGCUGUCGUUUUAUUUAGAGAUACUAAUAAAAUAUCCUGUACAUGUCAUGAUGCAAAUUGGCUCCGAGUACUUUUGAUUGUUCAUUCCUGUUGAUGGAUCCACCAAUGUGUUAUUUGAAAGAUUGUUCCAGUUUCUGUGACCCGGGGGCUAGCGUGGGGAACCUCAUCAGGUUUGGGCUUACUUACCUGCUGGCCCAGGUAACCAGAGCCCUCCGCCUUCAUCCUGGGUACCUAUUAAUAUUUGAACAGGGCCUAGCCCAAUCAGCUGAAAUAUUCUGUGGACAUGGAGAGACUUACUUGGGUUUUAACCUACUGUGUGUAUGAUGCUAGUACCACAGUGACAAUACAGUCCCUAACCCACAUCACCUCAUUAUGGAUUGCAUUCUAGAGCAUGAUUUAUCCAUGUAACCCAAGACCUUUAUAAAUUAUAUAGGAGGUUCUGGCUUCAUACACUAGUUCUACCCAUGUGUAGCAUCAACAUGCCACAGUUGGUUCCCAGGCGCUACCCAAACCAGUUUUUCUGGGCUUGUUGCCUGUAUGGUGCUGUUGUGUGAUGUGAUGAUAUCAUUGUCUGUAAUUUAUCCAUUGAUUUGCCUAACUGUUGGUUGAUGGGAGGGAUUUUGGGCUCUGGCAAGGCAGGCAACAGAACUGUAGCUCAGGGAUUUUAUGGGUGUACAAAGAAAGAGUAUGAGAGAAGGAAUAGAGAAGGAGUUGUGAAAGAGGAGUCAUCAAAUUGUAUUUGUCACAUGCGCCGAAUACAACCGGUGUAGAACUUACUGUGAAAUGCUUACUUACAAGCCCUUAACCAACAAUGCAGUUCAAGAAAUAGAGUUAAGAAAAUAUUUACUAAACAAACAAAAUUAAAUAAAAAGUAACACCAAUAACAUAACAGGCCCUGCUGACCUUUCACCUUGACUGACCUCCAUGAAUAGCUCCUGUCAGAAUGUGUCUUCUGGCUGGGUGGUUGUGUGUGUGUUGUGAGUGUGUGUACUCAACCCAGUGGAUUAAGCCUCCAGAAUACACCUUGUGCUUCCAGUAAAACGACUCCUGCCAAGUCUGACUGGACUUUGAACGAGUGGCUUUAUGUCUGUACUGGGGCCAGAUCUCAAAUACUUCACUAUCUGGAUCCAACUAGUGGCAAUGCACCUACUGAACCCCAGAGCAAUGCUAGGGUAUGAUGCCAGCUCUUCUGUAAUCCAGCUCUAUAGUGUAUAGGCCAUUCUGCUCUUGGCUGGGUGCAUAUCUGGAGCAGCUGGAUUACAGAAGAAGCAGUGGGUUAGGGGGUGAUAAUGUGCUCUUGAGUCUCCUUUGUAUAUGAGACAGGAGGUGAUUUGGACAAAUGGCCGCUCAUUUACCAACCAUGGCUUGCCAAACCCCUUUGAUGUUUGUCAUAAAGUGAUUCAUCUUCACUGUCCGUCGGUCUGUUUUAAGAGGAGAUAAAAGUAGCACUAGUCUUUCAAGAUGGCUGUUUGUGAUGAGGGGUUGUGAAGGAGAAACUAUUUUUUAUAGCUAGCAUCCUGCAAGGUUUUUCUGUUUCAAGGUUUUUGAUGUAGUGUGCACGCACUCACAGUCUGAUUUGUAAUCUGUUUCUACCAUUUGUCCUUCUCUUUUCUUCCUCUGCAACACGUGUUCUGUUGUUCUUUGACUGCUCUUCAUCUCCCAACCUUUUCCCCUCUCCCCAACACUGGCUUCCUCCUCUUUAGCCAUCCCUUUCUUCUCUCUCUCCUUUUCUACUGGCUUCCUGGUGGUGGAGUCAAUGGAACCUCCUGUAGUAAAACUUCUCUCUUCUGUCUUUCACUUCUCUCUUCUGUCUUUCUCUCCCGCUCCCUCUUCAUUUCAGCGAUUCAUGCUGCCUUCUCUGUGUGGCACUGUGUUUUUGACAGAGUUGUGAGGCAAAGGUUGUAACUAGCUAGUUGACUGACUCAUGCAUUGUUAACUGUGUGUGUAUUUUGGCAACGUUGUGUGAUGAGGGUUGAAAUUGACUGGAAUGUAGACACACAGUGGCAGUGGGGUUGAAAGGGUUUCCAGCCUGUGCUCGAUGCUGGCCUCUCGGGCCUGCUCUGCUCGGACGAGGGGAGGUCUUUUGUCUCACACAGAGGUCACACACGCAGUGCUGCUGUCACUCAACAGGAGCCCACGUCAAAACAAAGCAUGGAGCAGAAACAUCAGGUUAUAGUGACCUAAUGUGUUCUCUCAUACGCAAAUGCUUUUUACACCGUAUGCAUUCCAAUGUAUUAGCAGGUGGUCGUAGAAUCUGUGUGUGGUGUAGAGACUUGACUGGACUCUACAGCUUGUGUGAUUAAGCCCCUCCAGAUUGAGGAAAGGGCAUGGUGAGAGGAAUGCCCAUCUGAAGUGUGUGUGUGUGUGGGAGCAGAGAUGGUGGGAGGGCUUUCUUGUCUCUCAGGGGAGAAACAUGAGAGGGAAAGGGGGCUGGAAGUGUAGAGAAGAGGCGGGCAUGGUUUCAAAGCUGAACAGUGAAGGUUAGACGAGAGGGCUGAAAUGUUGACAUGAACAAGUAUGUCAUGUUAUCUCCAUACUUGUAAGGUGACCUGUGUGAGAGGAGGAGUAACAUGAUACAGCUCUCCCACCAUUCUGCCCUCCCUCCUCCUCUCUUUCUCCCUCAGUUUCCCUCUAUUCAGUAUCCUACUGAAGUAACACUACAGAGCAUUCUCUCUCUUUCCCUCACUCAUGAUGAGGCUGCCUCCGCAGCAACUAGCAAAGUACAUUCCAGGCAGGGUGGCUUUCAGCUCUGAGUUCUAGAAGGUUUGGUCAGUGGCAUGUCCACAGAACUUCUACCCAAUAACAACAACAGCUCUGAUUCUCUACUCCCUAUUCACUUUCCUCUCAGCUGCAGUUUUUUUUGUCCUCAGGACUAGCCUAUUGUAUCAGUCACUUAGUCAGUGAGGGACUGUUUACCAGUCUCUCUUUGUUCUCUUUCCUGCUCUUUUUCUUUGUUCCCUCGCUCCACUUGAAGCACAGAGCGAGAGAGCGACUGGGUUGUUUUGUAAUAGUUGGGAAAUACUUUCUGUGGCCCUGUGCUUAGCCACCUCCCUCUCUCUCUCCCUCGUUCAUUCCCUCUUUCUUUCCCUCCCUCUCUCCUUCCAGCGACUGUUUUCCUGUCACUCACACACAUUCUUUUUUUCUGUCUUUCUCUCUCAAUCCACAGUGUUCUGACCACAGUUAAACAAGGCUUUUAGGAAUAGUCAGAGAUUACCUCUCUCCUCUGUUUGCGUACAUGUUGCAUUGAGUUGUGAGAAAGUUAAAUGCUGAGACCAGCUUGACUUUGGAUAUCGCUUCGCAUGGUAAGAAGUCUGUCUGUUUCUUUUUCCAUGUUCUCUCGCUCUCUCUGUCACGUGCACUCUCGCUCUGUCUGUCUCUCUCUCUCGUGUGGGUGUGUGGUACAGUUGUGUUCAAGCUACGUCGUUCUGGCGUGCUAUAGGGACUCAGUGUAGGAAAUAUACAAUUAAGGGAGCUGUGUGGUAUUCUAGCAUUCCACAGCUGUUUGGCUAACAGAGAGAGAGAAGCCACUUCCUCUAGGUUUGAGUUACACAAGUCUGGAGAGUAGGAGAGUGACUGUCUUCUGUCCUGUGAGACGAUGUGCUCUGCUUUUAACAGUAAGCAGUAAAGCAUACUCACUAUCAGGAUGUUGUGCUCAAAGUCUUAAAGUAUUGGAUUUCACCUUGGCUCUCUCACUGUAACAGUAUCCUGUGGUUUGUUGUCAUACUUGCACUACGGUAGUGUACUAUUAUUCAGUCUCACAGUAAAUCCCUCAGUGUUGUAUUUAAGUUACUGUUAGAGCAAGUCAUAUUUGUGUUAGGUAGAGUGUGUACGACUAGUGAUGUGCUCACCCUAUCACUAACACAGUUCAUUCACACCUCUGUAUGUGUGAACUAGCCCUGGCUCAGAUGGACUGGAUCACUGAAAUAGCUGACUCCGCCCACGUUUUGUGUAUCAAUGGAGUUAUUCUCAGAAUCUCACAUAAGUGUUACCCCUAAUCUUCCAAUACGCCCACAUAUCAUUGUGAUGUUUUCCCCCUCUGCUCAAUAGUCAUUUCUAGAGAGGUUGAACUCCAGUGGAGUUGGAUUGAUCCCCUGGCCAGCCAAUGGCCCACGACACUGACAACAACACAAUGUAAUGGGAAUCCAUUUACAAUGAGUUAGGACUGUGCGAGGGACAUCUAGUGCUCCACAAAGCACAUGAGAUGGAGGGGAGGAACAAGGGAUAGAGGGAGAGAGGGACAAUCUUAGCGAUAAGGGAUAGCAUGUGGCUGAGAGGUGCGAUAAGGGGACAGGGAGGAUAGGAUGUAUGGAAACAAAGGGUUGCUAGCGAAGACAUGCACUGUUUUAAAAUCCACUUAGAAUCAGAGAAUCUGCUAUUUAUUAGCUCUAUAACUCAGACUGUGUGCAUGUGGAAAACUGCAUGUCCGUUUGUCUGUGUGUGUGUCAGUUCAAAGCUACUGUCACUCCUUUGAUCUUGUCUGCUAUAAUGCAUCUGUAAGGCACGUAUGAGUCUAUCUGUGUGGCCUUGUAUUGUCCGGCCAGUCUCUGUAUUUGAUAUGGUAAUAACGACACUGCCAACGCCAGCCAGCUAGCAGUGGCCGUCUACAUGCCAGCUCCUCUCACCUAUACUAACAGAGGAGAGGUACCAGAAUAACUAGUGAUGUUCUUAUUCCUCUGCUUUCUCUACUUUGCUCUUCAUCCCUUCCUCUUUUACCCAUCUCUUCCCCCUUCCUGUAAUCUCCCUCCUUUCCUCUCCCCUCUUUUCAUCACUCCAGAUUUCCUCCCUUAAGGCAUGGACACACCGGUAGCGUUUUCCGGCCCGAGAGUACUUAGCACCUCGGGCCGGCAAGAAUCGCACAAUAAUUUUGUCAGUCAGACGCCCACCCGUGGGUGGUCCCUAAAACGAAUGUUGAACGAACGGCAGAUGAACGGCAGAUUGACGUUUGUUGCGGUGUGUGCGCUCCCUUACACCCAUCUCCUCUCUUACAUCCAUCUCCUCCCUUACACCCAUCUCCUCCCUUACACCCAUCUCCUCCCUUACACCCAUCUCCUCCCUUACACCCAUCUCCUCCCUUACACCCAUCUCCUCCCUUACACCCAUCUCCUCCCUUACACCCAUCUCCUCUCUUGCGGGCUCGCUCUCCCUCUUCUUUUAACACUCCUCAUCCCUCUUUCACUCUCUACCACCAAUCUCCCCUCCUAUCAUCCCUCUCUCUUUCUCCCCUCCUCACCUAUACACAUCCUCUUGUCCUCUCCACUCCUCCCCUCAUCAUUACCUCUACUCCACCCAUCUCCUAUCCUGUCGUCUCUCCCGCCCACAUUUCCUCUCCUCCACAGCUCAAACUAUAUUGAAGAGGACAGAGGCCCUGAUUAGUAUAAACACCAGAUGGUUUUGUGUGUGUGCAUUCACACACUGGCCACAGGGGUCAAGAGAACACUCACAACACACAUACAGAGAGAUUGUACUUCACUCACAGGAUGGAGAGACCGACUCACACACACCAAUGGCACAUAGGCUCAGAAGUGUGUGCACGUGCGUUGCUAAUGCUAUUGACAUGUGACUGCAGACAUCUGGGUAAUUAAGUUCAGAUCAACAGGACAGUAAAUGUCACUCCUUUUCCAUUCAUUGCCACGCCAUUAUGCACCAUUGAUUUCUCUUUCUUCCCUCUCUAGUUUGUCAUCUAAUUGUCUGUCCUGGUGUUUCCCCCCAGGGGUCAUAAGAUGAUGAGUAGCUUCCCUCAGACGAGACAAACCACUUAUUACAAAAGGGCUAUCUCCGUCAGCAUGUGUCUGCAUGUCAUAAAACAACACAGACAGACAGACGCGUAGUGACUAUCUGAUGGAGUAGCACUGUAAUCAGUAAGUCUCAGUGGGCCUCAUUACAUUAUGUGUUGUGAUAAAUAGCACCCUUCAUUCCAGCACAAAUGGCACCAUGAGUCAUUGGACUUAUAAAUUAAUGAAUAUGUAAAUGGGAGAUGUAGCUUUUAUUUGUAUAGAGACAGCGCAAUGUAAAUUAGGUUUGAAACACACACACUGGCACGUACGUACUGCUUCCCACAGACAGUUUGUCAGUGUUUGUGUUAUGUGGUUAUUAAAUCUGGAGCUGGCUAGCCUCCUCUGCCUCAACACCUCUCUUUCUCUCCCCCUGGUGUUUGGGUUCAGAGUGUGACCUCUUCCCUCCAUUGUGUCCCAGCAGCAGCUCUGCUCUCUCAGGGAGGUGCAGUGUUCGUACCAUUCCUAACUACUCCCUCUCCCCUCUUGUUUUAAUGACCUCUUACGCUCCAUCGUCAAGUUCUUCUCUCGUGCCUCUCUUCCCAUCCUCUCUUUCUCCUCUCUUCGACAGAGUGGCCUCUUGACGAGUUCCUUUCUCUCAACAAGGGGUUCUCCUCUCAACAGAGGUCUCUCUUCUCUCGAAGCAGAUGGUCCUCUCUUGAAGAGUGGGCCUUUCUACAUGUCUCUCUCUCGGCAAGCCUCCAUUCCACAAGGUCUCUCUUCUCAGUCUCUUUCAGCGAUGUCCCUAGCAUGUCCUCCUCGACAAGUGUCCUCUCUCUUUCUCAAGCAGAUGGUCUCUCUCUCUCAGCAAGUGGUUCUCUCUCUCCGAAGCAGAGUGGUCUUCUCUUCUCUCAAGCGAGUGGUCUCUCUCUUCUCUCGAGCAGAGUGGUCUCUCUCUCUCUCACAGAGUGUCCUCUUUUCUCUCAGCAAGGGUCUCUCUCUCUCCUCUCAACAAGUGGUCUCUCUCUUUUCGAAGCAAUGGGUCUCUCCUCCUCCCCUCUCUCAACAGAGUGGUCUCUCUCUUUCUCGAAGCAGAUGGUUCUUCUCUCUCGGGAGUGGUCUCUCUCUCUCUCCUCCGAACAGAGUGGGUCUCUCUCUCUCUCUCUCGAAGCAGAGUGGGUUCUCUCUUCUCCUCCUCGAAGCAGAGUGGGUCUCUCCUCUCUCUCUCUCUCGAAGCAGAGUGGGUCUCUCUCUCUCUCUCGAAGCAGGUGGGUCUCUCUCUCCUGUCUCUCUCUCCGAAGCAGAGUGGUCGUCUCUCUCUCUCUCUCGAAGCAGAGUGGGUCUCUCUCUCUCUCUCGACAAGUGGUCUCUCUCCUCUCUCUCUCGAAGCAGAGUGGGUCUCUCUCUCUCUCUCUCGAAGCAGAGUGGGUCUCUCUCUCUCUCUCUCGAAGCAGAGUGGGUCUCUCUCUCUCUCUCUGCAUGUCCUCUUGAAGCAGAGUGGGUCUCUCUCUCUCUUCUCGAAGCAGAGUGGGUCUCUCUCUCUCUCUCUCGAAGCAGAGUGGGUCUCUCUCUCUCCUCGAAGCAGAGUGGUUCUUCUCUCUCUCUUCGAGCAGAGUGGUCUCUCUCUCUCUCGAAGCAGAGUGGGUCUCUCUCUCUCUCUCUCUCUCUGAAGCAGAGUGGGUCUCUCUCUCUCUCUCUCUCUCGAAGCAGAGUGGGUCUCUCUCUCUCUCUCCGAAGCAGAGUGGGUCUCUCUCUCUCUCUCUCGAAGCAGAGUGGGUCUCUCUCUCUCUCUCGAAGCAGAGUGGGUCUCUCUCUCUUCUCUCUCGAAGCAGAGUGGGUCUCUCUCUCUCUCUCAACAGUGGUCUCCUCUCCUCGAAGCAGAGUGGGUCCUCUCUCUCUCUCUCGAAGCAGAUGGGUCUCUCUCUCUCCUCGAAGCAGAGUGGGUCUCUCUCUCUCUCUCUCGAAGCAGAGUGGGUCUCUCUCCUCUCUCCUCUCGAAGCAGAGUGGGUCUCUCUCUCUCUCGAGCAGAGUGGGUCCUCUCUCUCUCUCGAAGCAGAGUGGUCUCCUCUCUCUCUCGAAGCAGAGUGGGUCUCUCUCUCUCUCUUUUCGAAGCAGAGUGGGUCUCUCUCUCUCGAGCAGAGUGGUCUCCUCCUCUCUCUCUCGAGCAAGUGGUCUCCUCUCUCUCGAAGCAGAGUGGGUUCUCUCUCUCUCUCGAAGCAGAGUGGGUCUCCUCUCUCUCUCUCUCUCUCUCGAAGCAGAGUGGGUCUCUCUCUCUCUCUCGAAGCAGAGUGGGUCUCUCUCCUCUCUCGAAGCAGAGUGGGUCUCUCUCUCUCUCUCGAAGCAGAGUGGGUCUCUCUCUCUCUCUCUCUCGAAGCAGAGUGGGUCUCCUCCCCCUCUCUCUCUCGAAGCAGAGUGGGUCCUCCUCCUCUCUCUCUCUCUCUCGAAGCAGAGUGGGUCCUCCUCUCUCUCUCUCGAAGCAGAGUGGGUCUCUCUCUCUCUCUCGAAGCAGAGUGGGUCUCUCUCCUCUCCUAAGCAGAGUGGGUCUUCUCUCUCUCUCUCGAAGCAGAGUGGGUCUCUCUCUCUCUUCUCUCUCUCUCGAAGCAGAGUGGGUCUCUCUCUCUCUCUCUCGAAGCAGAGUGGGUCUCUCUCUCUCUGAAGCAGAGUGGGUUCUCUCUCUCGAAGCAGAGUGGGUCUCUCUCUCUCCUCGAAGCAGAGUGGGUCUCUCUCUCUCUCUCUCUCGAAGCAGAGUGGGUCUCUCCUCUCGAGCAGAGUGGGUCUUCUCUCUUCCCGAAGCAGAGUGGGUCUCUCUCUCUCUCUCUCGAAGCAGAGUGGGUCCUCUCUCCUGUCUCCUCUCUCGAAGCAGAGUGGGUCUCUCUCUCCUCUCUCUCGAAGCAGAGUGGGUCUCUCUCUCUCUCCUCUUCGAAGCAGAGUGGGUCUCUCUCUCUCUCUCGAAGCAGAGUGGGUCUCUCUCUCCUGUCUCUCUCUCGAAGCAGAGUGGGUCUCUCUCCCCUCUCUCGAAGCAGAGUGGGUCUCUCUCGCUCUCUCUCUCGAAGCAGAGUGGGUCUCUCUCUCUCUCUCCGAAGCAGAGUGGGUCUCUCUCUCUCUCGAAGCAGAGUGGGUCUCCUCUCCUCUCGAAGCAGAGUGGGUCUCUCUCCUCCUCGAAGCAGAGUGGGUCUCUCUCUCUCUCGAAGCAGAGUGGGUCCUCUCUCUCUCGAAGCAGAGUGGGUCUCUCUUCUCUCGAAGCAGAGUGGGUUCUCUCUCUCGAAGCAGAGUGGGUCUCUCUCUCUCGAAGCAGAGUGGGUCUCUCUCUCGAAGCAGAGUGGGUCUCUCUCUCGAAGCAGAGUGGGUCUCUCUCUCGAAGCAGAGUGGGUCUCUCUCUCGAAGCAGAGUGGGUCUCUCUCUCGAAGAGUGGUCUCUCUCUCGAAGCAGAGUGGGUCUCUCUCUCGAAGCAGAUGGGUCUCUCUCUCGAAGCAGAGUGGGUCUCUCUCUCGAAGCAGAGUGGGUCUCUCUCUCGAAGCAGAGUGGGUCUCUCUCUCGAAGCAGAGUGGGUCUCUCUCUCGAAGCAGAGUGGGUCUCUCUCUCGAAGCAGAGUGGGUCUCUCUCUCGAAGCAGAGUGGGUCUCUCUCUCUCGAAGCAGAGUGGGUCUCUCUCUCUCUCUCUCUCUCUCUCUCUCUCUCUCUCAGCAGAGUGGGUCUCUCUCUCUCUCUCAGCAGAGUGGGUCUCUCUCUCUCUCGAAGCAGAGUGGGUCUCUCUCUCUCUCUCUCUCGAAGCAGAGUGGGUCUCUCUCUGGAAGCAGAGUGGGAGUGUUUUUGAAACAGGAAAUUUGGAACAGCUGGGAAACAGGGAUGCAGAUGAAAGUCAGUGGGUUUAUGGGAAAUGUAGUGGCAGGAUGACUGUGCCAGAGAUAGUCAUGUAAAAUCUGUGUAAUGGUAACUUACUGUUUUGAUGUCUUUGUUGUGGAAUGAUUUCUCAAAUCUUUUUGGUCUUGUUUUGUCUCCACUCCUUCUAAAAGAGCCCUCAUAAAUUCUGUAUCACCCAGAGGAAUGUUAGAGUUCCGUCUAGAAUAUCCUUCCUUUUUAAGAACACACACAGACCUUUUCAUUGUGUAUGUGCAUGUGAGUGACCCCACAUUUGUCAUGGUGUGUUUCGUUAUACAAUGUAUGGUCCUCUCUGUUCAGUAUCUGGUGAGUGUGUAGAUGUGUGGUUGAGACUGAGUGACUACAUUUCUGGAGUGGUGGUGCAGUCUCCCUUGUUUGGUGCGUAGUUUGUGAAAGUUCAUCAUGUCUGGUUUGACACUGACACACACACAGAGUAUCUGUAGCGGUGGUGCCCUUGGAGUGUGAAGCUGGUAACUGAGGAGGUAGAAGAGGAAUGUCUGAGUGCAUCAGUGGAAGAGAAGAAAAGUUCAUCCUCCCUUUUUGUUGCUCAGAUGUUCCCCCUUUUUUUCUAGAGUGCUGUUAGGAACCACAGAGCAGCCUGAGGCUGUUUCAGACUGGUACAUCUUUCUUUCUCUCGUGUGCUUCCUCCCCUCCCCCUCUCUCUACUCUUUUGACGCACUGUGGUUUUAUUUUGGGUGAAGGAAGCCUUGUGCAGCUGCAUUAGCCUGUCUGUUUGAGAGUUGAAUUUCGAUAUGUAAGAAAAAGGGUAUUUUUUUUAUUUUUGUAUUGUCUUCCCACAGCCACUGUGUGUAACAUGAGUUUGGGAAAGUGAGAAUAUGUUAUGUCAUGAUAAAGUCAAGUAAUGUUUUCCUCUCUCUGUGUCUCUCCUCUAGGAGCGAGGUUCCUCUGACAGUGGACUGAGUGUCUCUGUGAGAGCGUCUCUCAGCCUGGGACGACUGCCCUUCUGGCCACAGCGCCCAUGAGGUAACGGCGGGAAGCCCCAUACCACCCUCGCUCCGCCCUCUGCCCCCAUCCCCCUCUCCCUCCAUCCCCCUCUCUAGCGAUGGGUCAGAAGAUCUCAGGCAGCAUCAAGUCAGUGGACGCAAGGGGCGAGCCCUCAUACCGUCCGGUCCGCCGUGAGCUGCGGGGUCCAGACUUCUGCCGGCCUCCUCGUCUGGACCUGCUUCUGGACAUGCCCCCUGUGACCUCUGACCUGCAGAUCCACCACGCCUGGAACCCCGAAGACCGCUCGCUCAACGUCUUUGUCAAGGAGGACGACAAGCUGACCUUCCACCGCCACCCGGUGGCCCAGAGCACCGACUGCAUCCGCGGGCGGGUGGGCUACACACGGGGGCUCCAUGUCUGGCGGAUCCACUGGCCGGCGAGACAACGAGGAACACAUGCUGUCGUAGGGGUGGGCACCGCUAACGCUCUUCUACACUCUGUGGGAUACACAGCCCUGGUGGGUUCUGACUGUGAGUCAUGGGGCUGGGACUUGGGCCGGAACAGACUCUACCACGACAGUAAGAACCGGCCGGCCUCCACCUUGGCACCAACGUACCCAUGUUUCCUGGAGGCAGACGAGUCGUUUGUUCUGCCUGAUGCCCUGCUGGUGGUGCUGGACAUGGACGAGGGCACGCUCAGCUUCAUGGUGGACGGCCAGUACCUGGGCGUGGCCUUCAGAGGGUUAAAGGGCAAGAGGCUGUACCCCAUCGUCAGCGCCGUGUGGGGACACUGUGAGGUCUCCGUCCGCUACGUCAAUGGACUGGAUCGUAAGUCUAUGUCCUUAUGCCUUGACAGUGGGGAACCUCUCUCUCGCUCUCUGGCUGUUUUGCCUUCUGUUUGUUCUGUCUACGUUAUAUUGUGGGAUUUGCUGUAGUCUGUGCUGUGGUUUUGCAUACCACAGUCAGCAUACAGCAUAGCAUACUCUGACAAGGCUAUGUAUUCUCUAAUACUGUAUCUCAAAGCAACUAUAAUAUCAGCAAGUCAAUGCUGCAUUAUACCUUGAUGGUGCUCACUUUACUUUCUCUCUGGCUCUUGUUUAGAAAACAGUAAAGCACAAUGUCAAAACCCAGUGACUCAUACAUCCAUCUUCUCUCCAUCUCUCUGAAUGUGAAACUGAGUCGGAGCGCUCACUUUGCAUUGUUACUAUGUAGAUGAGGGGAGGCAGGCGGGACGAGGGAUGUGUCUGUAGGAAAUGUUGAACAGCACAAUGAUAUUGUGUUUGGAGCCGGGGACAGCAGCUUGGGCUUAUUUUAGAAAUGCUGAGGCAGCCUCUCUGGGCCGGGGGAAAUUUCUGCUGAAUCGACCCGCGCAGAGCACAUGAAUAUGACCGGGGGGAGAGAUGGAGGGAUGGAGAGAUGGAGGAAGAAAAUAGAAUGGGGGGGAAAGGAGGGAGUGAGAGACGGAGAGGGGAUAGUGAUUAAGAGGGCAAGGGAUGAAGUUUAAUAAUAAAUUAAACUUAUAGAGCUUUUCAUUACAAUCUCAAAGCGCUUUAAGCAAUGAAAAAAACAUGCAAUUUUGUAAAACAGUAGGUCAUGGUAGUUAGUUAAUGGCUUCAGCAGUCAGCGCCAGGAGGAAGGCUAGAGUAGAGGCAGUUCGGAGAUGAAACGGAGGGGGUCACAUCCAAGCGGUUUCAGACUGGUCCAGAGCCGUUCAUCAGGGCGCCCUUGCCAGCGCUGAAGCAGCACCUCUCAGUAGUACUCUCUGAAGUCAGACUCCAUGGGUAGAGCCCCCCCCCCCCGCCGAUGUGUAGCACCCACCUGGGUGAAGCCGCGAAGGUGCCAGAAAAGCACACUGCACAUCAGGGUGAAGCCGCGAAGGUGCCAGAAAAGCACACUGCACAUCAGGCCAGAAUAGUCCGCCUUGAAGCUAACCACUGCAGAAAACUGCUCAAAAAGGUUGAAGGAGAAAUACAUGUUGGAUUUAGUCAUCUACACUACCAGUCAAAAUUUUGGACACACCUACUCAUUCAAGUGUUUUUCUUUAUUUUUACUAUUUUUUACAUUGUAGAAUAAUAGUGAAGACAUCAAAACUAUGUAGGAACCAAAAAAGUGUUAAACAAAUCAAAAUAUAUUUUAGAUUCUUCAAAGUAGCCACCCUUUGCCUUGAUGACAGCUUUGCACACUCUUCGCAUUCUCUCAACCAGCUUCAUGGGGUAGUCACCUGGAAUGCAUUUCAAUUAACAGGUGUGCCUUCCUAAAAGUUAAUUUGUGGAAUUUAUUUCCUUCUUAAUGCGUUUGAGCCAAUCAGUUGUGUUGUGACAAGGUAGGGGGGUAUACAGAAAAUUGCCCUAUUUGGUAAAAGACCAAGUCCAUAUUAUGGCAAGAACAGCUGAAAUAAGCAAAGAGAAACGACAGUCCAUCAUUACUUUAAGACAUGAAGGUCAGUCAAUCCGGAAAAUUUCAAGAACUUUUAAGUUUCUUUAAAGUGCAGUCGCAAAAUCCAUCAAGCGCUAUGAUGAAAUUGGCUUUCAUGAGGACCGCCACAGGAAUGGAAGACCCAGAGUUACCUCUGCUGCAGAGGAUAAGUUAAUUAGUUACCAGCCUCAGAAAUUGCAGCCCAAAUAAAUGCUUCACAGAGUUCAAGUAACAGACACAUCUCAACAUCAACUGUUCAGAGGAGACUGUGCGAAUCAGGCCUUCAUAGUCGAACUGCUACAAAGAAACCACUGCUAAAGGACACCAAAAAGAAGAAGAGACUUGGUUGGGCCAAGAAACACGAGCAAUGGACAUUAGACUGGUGGAAAUUAGUCCUUUGGUCUGGAGUCCAAAUUUGAGAUUUUUGGUUCCAACCGUGUGUCUUUGUGAGAUGCGGUGUGGGUGAACGGAUGAUCUCCGCAUGUGUAGUUCCCACCGUAAAGCAUGGAGGGGGAGGCGUUAUGGUGUGGGGUGCUUUGCUGCUGACACUGUCUGUGAUUUGUUUAGAAUUCAAGGCACACUUAACCAGCAUGGCUACCACAGCAUUCUGCAGCGAUACGCCAUCCCAUCUGGUUUGGGCUUAGUGGGACUAUAAUAUGUUUUUCAACAGGACAAUGACCCAACACACCUCCAGGCUGUGUAAGGGCUAUUUUACCAAGAAGGAGAGUGAUGGAGUGCUGCAUCAGAUGACCUGGCCUCCACAAUCCCCCGAUCUCAACCCAAUUGAGAUGGUUUGGGAUGAGUCGGACCGGAAAAGCAGCCAACAAGUGCUCAGCAUAUGUGGGAACUCCUUCAAGACUGUUGGAAAAGCAUUUCAGGUGAAGCUGGUUGAGAGAAUGCCAAGAGUGUGCAAAGCUGUCAUCAAGGCAAGGGGUGGCUAUUUGAAGAAUAUUUUUUGGUUACUACAUGAUUCCAUAUGUGUUAUUUAAUAAUUUUAAUGUCUUCACUAUUAUUCUACAAUGUAGAAAAUAGUCAAAAUAAAGAAAAACCCUUGAAUGAGUAGGUGUGUCCAAACUUCUGAAUGGUACUGUAUGUGUCUGUCAGUCAGUCAUGGAUUUUGGACAUAAUGGACUUGAGACGAUGGGGCUGUGUGUUGAGACAGAAAGAGCAUAAGGGACUGUUUCCUCACUAGGUUAGUGCCAGAGACUCUGUGUCUGAAGAAUACUGUAGUAGUGACAGUCAGAGCAUGACUGGAGAUGCUGUAUACCAGUGGUGGCCUACCCUCCUCCUGCAGACCUACUGGUUACUGAGAUUCUACCAAUCAGCUGCUCAUCAGGGCCCAGAUUAGCUGUGUUAGCUGUGUUAGAGCAGGAGCUAGAAUACACCGCAGCUCUCCAGGAGAGUUUGCACUCUGGUCUCUGCUCUUUAUUUCUUUUUUGUUAGUGUAUUCUUUCUUUAAAACUGCAUUGUUGGUUAAGAACACACACAGGCCUUUCCAUUGUGUGUGUGUGGUCUACGCCUGUUAUAUUCGGCGCAUGUGUUGUCAAUCUACAGCCUCCAAUACACUAAUCAGUGGCAUGUCAGUACAGAGAGACUGGCUGAUAGAUAGUGUUUUAUACUGCAGACUGGCUGGGUUGACUGUGUACAGUACUGUGUGGAAUGACUGGCUCCGCUACUGUGGAGAGAAAGUGGGAGGGCCUUCUGGUGUGUGUUUCUCGGCCCUGCUCUGAUCUAUAAAAAGACCUGUGUUUACCCAUAGGAAGCAGCCUAAGCGCUCUCCUCUGUAAGUUUAGCAGAUGAUAUGAAUAUCACCUACUGUGGGAGUCAUCUAGGACCGUUCUGUCCCUUUGGAUUGUGUAACACUAUCACCCUCCCCCACUGCCCAAAGCAGGGCGAGGGCAUUUAGACGGUCAGACAUUAACUACAUUUUCAUGGCUGCAAGCCAGGUGUUUGUGUGUGAGUUCACGGAAGGCAGCCAGGAGUGGAGGAAUUCUGGAGGCAGUCCCAGUGUGCCUCUGAGCUCAACGUCUCGCCUUGCGAAGGGAGGUGUGUGUGUGUGUGUUUAUUGUGCCCCAUACAGUCACCCUCUGUUGCAUGGUUUUCUUGUUGUCUCAAUCUCACAGACCAACACACUGGGCUAUUUGUGUGGAACAUGUGACAUUAAUGCAUUUAUCUAUGGCCCAUUGGAACACAAGGCCUAUUAUGGUUUACUUUCAAGAGGACAAAGGAGGGGUUCUAGUGUUGGUUUAUUAUAAGGCAUGGGGUUGUGUCUCUGUCUCCCCUUCUAUUUCUCUCUAACCUUUUUCUCUCUCUCAAUUUCCCCUACAAUAUCCCUCUAUUUCUCUAGCGCUCUCUCUCCCUCUCUCCCCUCCGCUGUGUUUUCCAAACUAAAUGAAGCUAGAGGAAAGUUAAGGGAAUGUAGUUUUAUAAUGUAAGAGAAGCUAAUGGAAGCAGCUUAUGAGGCAUAACUCUAUCCACCCCAUGUCCCUGCUCUUUGUCACAACUCUGUAGCCUCAUUAUGUUAGCCUUCUAUAAAUAUUAUGUAGGGAUCCUGUGUGUGUCCUCUGCUCUCUGCAGUGAUGUUAGAGUAUUUAUUCAUUUUGCUGGAAUGCUCCAGAGGAAAGCAACAAUGCAGUUCAAGAAGUAGUGUGAAGAAAAUAUUUACUAAAUAAAGUAUAAAAUAAAAAGUAACACAAUAAAAUUACAUAGUGAGGGAAAAAAGUAUUUGAUCCCCUGCUGAUUUUGUACGUUUGCCCACUGACAAACAAAUGAUCAGUCUAUAAUUUUAAUGGUAGGUUUAUUUGAACAGUGAGAGACAGAAGAACAACAAAACAACGCAUGUCAAAAAUGUUAUAAAUCGAUUGGCAUUUGAAUGAGGGAAAUAAGUAUUUGACCCCCUCUCAAUCAGAAAGAUUUCUGGCUCCCAGGUGUCUUUUUAUACAGGUAACGAGCUGAGAUUAGGAGCACACUCUUAAAGGGAGUGCUCCUAAUCUCAGCUUGUUACCUGUAUAAAAGACACCUGUCCACAGAAGCAAUCAAUCAAUCAGAUUCCAAACUCUCCACCAUGGCCAAGACCAAAGACCUCUCCAAGGAUGUCAGGGAAAGAUUGUAGACCUACACAAGGCUGGAAUGGGCUACAAGACCAUCGCCAAGCAGCUUGGUGAGAAGGUGACAACAGUUGGUGUGAUUAUUCGCAAAUGGAAGAAACACAAAAGAACUGUCAAUCUCCCUCAGCCUGGGGCUCCAUGCAAAAUGUCACCUCGUGGAGUUGCAAUGAUCAUGAGAACGGUGAGGAAUCAGCCCAGAACUACACGGGGGGAUCUUGUCAAUGAUCUCAAGGCAGCUGGGACCAUAGUCACCAAGAAAACAAUUGGUAACACACUACACCGUGAAGGACUGAAAUCCUGCAGCGCCCGCAAGGUCCCCCUGCUCAAGAAAGCACAUAUACAGUGGGGAGAACAAGUAUUUGAUACACUGCCGAUUUUGCAGGUUUUCCUACUUACAAAGCAUGUAGAGGUCUGUACUUUGUAUCAUAGGUACACUUCAUCUGUGAGAGACGGAAUCUAAAACAAAAAUCCAGAAAAUCACAUUGUAUGAUUUUAAAGUAAUUAGCAUUUUAUUGCAUGACAUAAGUAUUUGAUCACCUACCAACCAGUAAGAAUUCCGGCUCUCACAGACCUGUUAGUUUUUCCAUAAGAAGCUCUCCUGUUCUCCACUCAUUACCUGUAUUAACUGCACCUGUUUGAACUCGUUACCUGUAUAAAAGACACCUGUCCACACACUCAAUCAAACAGACUCCAACCUCUCCACAAUGGCCAAGACCAGAGAACUGUGUAAGGACAUCAGGGAUAAAAUUGUAGACCUGCACAAGCCUGGGAUGGGCUACAGGACAAUAGGCAAGCAGCUUGGUGAGAAGGCAACAACUGUUGGCGCAAUUAUUAGAAAAUGGAAGAAGUUCAAGAUGACGGUCAAUCACCCUCGGUCUGGGGCUCCAUGCAAGAUCUCACCUCGUGGGGCAUCAAUGAUCAUGAGGAAGGUGAGGGAUCAGCCCAGAACUACACGGCAGGACCUGGUCAAUGACCUGAAGAGAGCUGGGACCACAGUCUCAAAGAAAACCAUUAGUAACACACUACGCCGUCAUGGAUUAAAAUCCUGCAGCGCACGCAAGGUCCCCCCUGCUCAAGCCAGCGCAUGUCCAGGCCCGUCUGAAGUUUGCCAAUGACCAUCUGGAUGAUCCAAAGGAGGAAUGGGAGAAGGUCAUGUGGUCUGAUGAGACGACAAUAGAGCUUUUUGGUCUAAACUCCAUUCGCCGUGUUUGGAGGAAGAAGAAGGAUGAGCACAACCCCAAGAACACCAUCCCAACCGUGAAGCAUGGAGGUGGAAACCUCAUUCUUUAGGGAAGCUUUUCUGCAAAGGGGACAGGAUGACUGCACCGUAUUGAGGGAGGAUGGAUGGGGCCAUGUAUCGCGAGAUCUUGGCCAACAACCUCCUUCCCUCAGUAAGAGCAUUGAAGAUGGGUCGUGACUGGGUCUUCCAGCAUGACAACGACCCGAAACACACAGCCAGGGCAACUAAGGAGAGGCUCCGUAAGAAGCAUCUCAAUGUCCUGGAGUGGCCUAGCCAGUCUCCAGACCUGAACCCAAUAGAACAUUUUUGGAGGGAGCUGAAAGUCCGUAUUGCCCAGCGACAGCCCCGAAACCUGAAGGAUCUGGAGAAGGUCUGUAUGGAGGAGUGGGCCAAAAUCCCUGCUGCAGUGUGUGCAAACCUGGUCAAGACCUACAGGAAACGUAUGAUCUCUGUAAUUGCAAACAAAGGUUUCUGUACCAAAUAUUAAGUUAUGCUUUUCUGAUGUAUCAAAUACUUAUGUCAUGCAAUAAAAUGCAAAUUAAUUACUUAAAAAUCAUACAAUGUGAUUUUCUGGAUUUUUGUUUUAGAUUCCGUCUCUCACAGUUGAAGUGUACCUAUGAUAAAAAUGACAGACCUCUACAUGCUUUGUAAGUAGGAAAACCUGCAAAAUCAUCAGUGUAUCAAAUACUUGUUCUUCCCACUGUACAUGCCCAUCUGAAGUUUGCCAAUGAACAUCUGAAUGAUUCAGAGGAGAACUGGGUGAUAGUGUUGUGGUCAGAUGAGACCAAAAUCGAGCUCUUUGGCAUCAACUCAACUCGCCGUGUUUGGAGGAGGAGGAAUGCUGCCUAUGACCCCAAGAACACCAUCCCCACCAUCAAACAUGGAGUUGGAAACAUUAUGCUUUGGGGUGUUUUUCUGCUAAGGGGACAGGACAACUUCACCGCAUCAAAGGGACGAUGGACGGGGCCAUGUACCGUCUAAUCUUGGGUGAGAACCUCCUUCCCUCAGCCAGGGCAUUGAAAAUGGGUCGUGGAUGGGUAUUCCAGCAUGACAAUGACCCAAAACACACGGCCAAGGCAACAAAGGAGUGGCUCAAGAAGAAGCACAUUAAGGUCCUGGAGUGGCCUAGCCAGUCUCCAGACCUUAAUCCCAUAGAAAAUCUGUGGAGGGAGCUGAAGGUUCGAGUUGCCAAACGUCAGCCUCGAAACCUUAAUGACUUAGAGAAGAUCUGCAAAGAGGAGGGGGACAAAAUCCCUCCUGAGAUGUGUGCAAACCUGGUGGCCAACCACAAGAAACGUAUGACCUCUGAUUGCCAACAAGGAUUUUGCCACCAAGUACUAAGUAAAGUUUUGCAGAGGGGUCAAAUACUUAUUUCCCUCAUUAAAAUGCAAAUCAAUUGAUAAAAUUUUUGACAUGCGUUUUUCUGGAUUUUGUUGUUGUUCUUCUGUCUCUCACUGUUCAAAUAAACCUACCAUUAAAAUUAUAGACUGAUCAUUUGUUUGUCAGUGGGCAAACGUACAAAAUCAGCAGGGGAUCAAAUACUUUUUUCCCUCACUGUAACAAUAACGAGGCUAUAUACAGGUGGUAACGGUACAGAGUCAAUGUGCGGGGGUACAGGUUAGUCAAGGUAUUUUGUACAUGUAGGUAGGGGUAAAGUGACUAUGCAUAGAUGAUAAACAGCGAGUAGCAGCAGUGUAAAAACAAAGGGGGGAGGUCAAUGUAAAUAGUCCGGGUGGCCAUUGGAUUAAUUGUUCACCAGUCUUGUGGCUUGGGGGUAGAAGCUGUUAAGGAGCCUUUUGGACCUAGACUUGGUGCUCCGGUACCGCUUGCCAUGCGGUAGCAGAGAGAACUGUCUAAGACUUGGGUGACUGGAGUCUUUGACAAUUUGUUGGCCUUUCUCUGACACCGCCUAGUACAUAGGUCCUGGAUGGUAGGAAGCUUGGCCCCAGUGAUUUACUGGGACGUACGCACUACCCUCUGUAGCGCCUUACGGUCGGAUGCCGAGCAGUUGCCAUACCAGGCGGUGAUGCAACCAGUCAGGAUGCUCUCAAUGGUGCAGCUGUCAAACUUUUGUGGAUCUGGGGACCCAUUCCAAAUCUCCUGAGGGGGAAAAGGUGUUGUCGUGCCCUUUUCACGACUGUCUUGGUGUGUUUGGACCAUGAUAGUUUGUUGGUGAUGUGGACACCAAGGAACUUGAAACUCUCGACCCGCUCCACUACAGCCCCGUCGAUGUGAAUGGGGGCGUGUUCGGCCCUCCUUUUCCUGUAGUCUACGAUCAGCUCCUUUUGUAUUGCACACCUUGACUGAGAGGUUGUUAUCCUGGCACCACACUUCCAGGUCUCUGACGACCUGCCUAUAGGCUGUCCCAUCAUUGUCAGUGAUCAGGCCUACCACUGUUGUGUCGUCAGCAAACUUAAUGAUGGUGUUUGAGUCGUGCUUGGCCACGCAGUUGUGGGUGAACAGGGAGUACAGGAGGGGACUAAGCACGCACACCUGAGGGGCCCCCGUGUUGAGGAUUAGCGUGGCAGAUGUGUUGUUGCCUACCCUUACCACCUGGGGGCGGACCGUCAGGAAGUCCAGGAUCCAUUUGCAGAGGGAGGUGUUUAGUCCCAGGGUCCUUAGCUUAGUGAUGGGCUUUGUGGGUACUAUGGUGUUGAACACUGAGCUGUAGUCAAUGAACAGCAUUCUCACAUAGGUGUUCCUUUUGUCCAGGUGGGAAAGGGCAGUGUGGAGUGCGAUUGAGAUUGCGUCAUCCGUGGAUCUGUUGGGGCGGUAAGCGGAUUGGAGUGGGUUUCCGGGAUGAUGGUGUUGAUGUGAGUCAUGACCAGCCUUUCAAAGCACUUCAUGGCUACCGACAUGAGUGCUACGGGGCGGUAGUCAUUUAGGCAGGUUACCUUUGCUUUCUUGGGCACAGGGACUAUGGUGGUCUGCUUGAAACAUGUAGGUAUUACAGACACUUGCCAGUUGGUCAGCGCAUGCUCUGAGAACACGUCCUGGUAAUCUGGCCCCGCGGCCUUGUGAAUAUUUACCUGUUUAAAGGUCUUGCUCACAUCGGCUACGGAGAGCGUGAUCACACAGUCGUCCGGAACAGCUGGUGCUCUCAUACAUGUUUCAGUUUUGCUUGCCUCGAAGCGAGCAUAAAGGGCAUUUAGCUCGUCUGGUAGGCUCACGUCACUGGGCAGCUCGUGGCUGGGUUUCCCUUUUGUAGUCCGUAAUAGUUUGCAAGUCCUGCCAUAUCCGACGAGCGUCAGAGCCAGUGUAGUAGGAUUCAAUCUUAGUUCUGUAUUGACGCUUUGCCUGUUUGAUGGUUCGUCUGAGGGCAUAGCGGGAUUUCUUAUAAGUGUCCGGAUUAGUGUCCCACUCCUUGAAAGCGGCAGCUCUUUAGUUCGGUGCGGAUAUUGCCUGUAAUCUAUGGCUUCUGGUUGGGAUAUGUACGUACGGUCACUGUGGGGACGACAUCGUCGAUGCACUAAUUGAUGAAGCCGGUGACUGAGGUGGUGUACUCCUCAAUGCCAUUGGAUGAAUCCCAGAACAUAUUCCAGUCUAUGUUAGCAAAACAGCUAGCACAGACUGGUCCUCUGUAGCUCAGCUGGUAGAGCACGGCGCUUGUAACGCCAAGGUAGUGGGUUCGAUCCCCGGGACCACCCAUACACAAAAAUGUAUGCACGCAUGACUGUAAGUCGCUUUGGAUAAAAGCGUCUGCUAAAUGGCAUAUUAUUAUAAUUAUAAUAUCAGACAAUAUACCACUGGUCUGAUGCAGAAAUACUUGUUUGCUGUUCCAUUUAUCUUAGUAACCAGUUUAUAAUAGCAAUAAGGCACCUCAGGGGUUUGUGAUAUAUGCGAGUCGUGCCUGAGAACAGCCCUUACCACACCCCCUCUGGCCUCAUUGCUUAAUUAUGCUGUGGAAAUGGGGCAACAUCCCCAUGUAACACACAGGAAAAUGUAGACAAUAUAUUAGUAUGCAUACUCUGAGAUGCCAGGCAUUGGCUCGUAUUCCUCAAGGUAGCUUUUCCAUGUUUCCGUUUUAGACGCACUGUGGUAAAGGAGUCUUCUCUUUCUCUCUUGCAAUAAAAUAGUGUGAAGAGAGAAAAUAGAUGUCCCUCCACUUUUCCAUCCCUCUCUCAAAAUUGUCCCUUUACACACAGUUAAUGCAAUUCUCUGAUCCGGUCUUUCUCAUCGAACACAUAGUUUCUUCUCCACAUGACUUUCACACUGAUAGAAGCUUUAUUGAUUUCUUUAGUGUUUCUGUUGCUCCCUAAAGCCUAUAAAUAGAAAACAAUAGGAGAGUGGGGAGCAGGCUGUCCUGCUAGCUAUAUUCUUAUAGCGCUGUUGUUCUUCCCAUAACAAAAUGGCACAACACAAAACGCAACACUACAGCCACAGGCAGGCUACCAGCAACCAAACUCAUUCACAGCUAAACAAGAGAAUAACAAGAGGUGAGCACUUUGCAAAACCUCCGUUACAAAUGCACACCAUUUCACGCUGGCUCUUUCUCACUCGCUCUCUCCCACUCUCUUUUGUUUAUCCUCAAAUCCCUGCUUCAAUAUUUACACUUCUGAUCAUGGCGGAGAGUUGCCGUAGAAACCGUUUAGCUGAAUGGGGAGAGGAGACGGUACAGUAAGUGCUGGCUUGGGGAGGGAGAUUUAGGCUGGGGGUGGCGUGUUGGCUGGGGCUGGUUCAUCUUGGCUGGGAAUGGAGGGCUCCUCUUGUUUGGAGCCAUGAAACUCUGCUGUGUGUCUCCUGAAAGUGUGGAGAAUAGAUUCACAGACAGUGAGUAUGUUUACAUGAACCCUAAUAAUUCGAUAUUAAACUGAUUAUGUUAGUAGGCAGAGUAUGUCAAUAGUCAUGUAAACACCUUACUCUUUUUAUUUUAAUCGCUGUAAGGUCAAAAUCAUAAGUAAGCAUACGCCGAUUAAAACACCUGGUUUUCUGAGCAAUUAUUAGGACAUGUAAACAGCUUAAUCGGUGUUCCAGUGGUGUAUUUGAGCUGCGUACGUGCCAGCACCAGAUAGCUCAAGCCUCCCUCUUAUGCGCGAGUGAAGUGAGUUUGGAAAAACUGAAAGUAUGCAUCUUAGAAAUAGUUUUCACAUACAAAAGUUAUAUGUCCGAACUUGGAAUCAAAUAGGCUUUGCAGAAAUAACAUUGUCACUGUGGUAGAAAGUUUAUUUUGAUUGGUGAUUUACUGCAUUUAUUUAAGUCCCAUCACGUAGCCUGAUUUCAGAUGUGUCCAUGUAAACAGGAAUAUUAGGGAAAUCUUUCUUCUUACAAAGCAUGUAAACGUUUUAAACUAUUAUAUUAAUUUGACUAUCCACAAUAAUCGUAUUGUAACCGUACUCAAUGUCUUGCAGAGGUAUGAACCCUUUCUGUUACAGUUCUUUAGAGCAUCUCUGACUCAAUGUCUCUGAAUAGAUACUCAGACAAUAGCUCUCAUUCUCAUAAUGCUCAUAACUAGGUACAGACUUUUCGAAAGUGUUUGUGUGCCAGUAUGGUCUGUGAUUGGGCUGUGAGUGUAAUCAGGGUAUAACAGGCUUUAUUAUGCUGAGGACUAGUGUAUAGGGGCACUGCAGGGAUCAGUGGCUAAAUGGACUGGAUCAUUUGGUUCUACAUUUACAUUUACAUUUUAGUCAUUUAGCAGACGUUCUUAUCCAGAGCGACUUACAGUUAGUGCAUACAUUACUCCCCCCAUGGGAAUCGAACCCACAACCCUGGCGUUGCAAACGCCAUGCUCUACCAACUGAGCUACCAACUGGCUGGGGAUCAGUGGCUAAAUGGACUGGAUCAUUUGGUUCUGUCUGGGGAUCAGUGGCUAAAUGGACUGGAUCAUUUGCUUUUGUCUGGGGAUCAGUGGCUAAAUGGACUGGAUCAUUUGCUUCUGUCUGGGGAUCAGUGGCUAAAUGGACUGGAUCAUUUGCUUUUGUCUGGGGAUCAGUGGCUAAAUGGACUGGAUCAUUUGCUUCUGUCUGGGGAUCAGUGGCAGGAUAAUUUGGUUCUGUCUGGGGAUCAGGGAUUGGAUCAUUUGGUUCUGUCUGGGGAUCAGGGAUUGGAUCAUUUGGUUCUGUCUAGGGAUCAGGGAUUGGAUCAUUUGGUUCUGUCUGGGGAUCAGUGGCUGGAUCAUUUGGUUCUGUCUGGGGAUCAGUGGCUGGGUCAUUUGGUUCUGUCUGGGGAUCAGUGGCUGGGUCAUUUGGUUCUGUCUGGGGAUCAGUGGCUGGAUCAUUUGGUUCUGUCUGGGGAUCAGUGGCUGGAUCAUUUGGUUCUGCCUGGGGAUCAGUGGCUGGGUCAUUUGGUUCUGCCUGGGGAUCAGUGGCUGGGUCAUUUGGUUCUGUCUGGUAAUAAAGAGCCAACGGACGACUGGUGUCAGUUAGUUCAGUGAGCAAUUGGAUUUAGCUCAAGUCAAUGAUUCAAUUUGGACACUGACAUUUCCAAUUUGAGAGAGGCUGAGGCUUGCCCUUCCUCUUGCUCUCACUCUUUCUCCCUCUCUCUCUCUCUCUUUCUCACCGCUGUUUCCAUUCGUUCUCUUUCUCUCACUCUCCUGUGAUGUUCUCUUGAGGAUUGGUCAGUGAAUUAGACUCAGAAACGCUCCACUACUGCAUAGUCACUGUUGUACGUACUUUCCCAUGCAUACUUACUGGAAAAAUCGGUCACGCAUACAUUCCUUGUCAGGAUGAGGUGCUCAUUUUAUACAUUGACGUGACACACACACGUCUUGUCACAAGAUGGUCAUUUUACACAUUUGUGUCACACACACACGCUCUUGCCAUAAUAAGUGGGUAUUUUUAUACAUUUACAUCACACACACACACACUCCCACUCCCAAUCACGAGGUGGUCAUUGGAACUGGUGCACAGUUUGAGAUGUUAUCCAUCUCCACUGACACAGUUCUCCAUAUUGAUUAGAUAAGCUCUGAGUCUGGAGUCAACAAGUCCAUGUUCCACACUGAAUAUCCUGACAUCAGGUCCAUUGGCAUCUCUCCUGGCUGCACGCAAAGACUGAUUGUGAGUCUGAGAGGAAAUGAGAGAUGGAGGGAGAGAUUGAUCCGAGACAAAGAUGUAGAGAGCGGGAGAAGAAAUUGGGACAGCAGGAUCAAGAUACUUCUGUAAAUAUAAUGUAUGUGGACACCCCUUCAAAUUAGUGGAUUCGGCUAUUUCAGCCACACCCGUUGCUGACGGGUGUAUAAAAUCGAGCACACAGCCAUGCAAUCUCCAUACAUAAACAUUGGCAGUAGUACUGAAGAGCUCCAUGACUUUCAACGUGGCACCGUCAUAGGAUGCCACCUUUCCAACAAGUGAGUUUGUCAAAUCUCUGACCUGCUAGAGCUGCCCCGGUCAACUGUAAGUGCAGUUAUUGUGAAGCGGAAACAUCUAGGAGCAACAACGGCUCAGCCGCAAAGUGGUAGGCCACAAAAGCUCACAGAUCGGGACCGCCGAGUGCUGAAGUGUGUAGCGCGUAAAAAUAAUCUGUCCUCGGUUGCAAUACUCACUACCGAGUUCCAAACUGCCUCUGGAAGCAACAUCAGCACAAUAACUAUUCGUCGGGAGCUUCAUGAAAUGGGUUUCCAUGGCCGAGCAGCCGCACACAAACCUAAGAUCACCAAGCGCAAUGCCAAGCGUCGGCUGGAGUGGUGAAAAGCUUGCCGCCAUUGGACUCUGGAGCAGUGGAAACGCGUUCUCUGGAGUGAUGAAUCACGCUUCACCAUCUGGCAGCCCGACGAACAAGUCUGGGUUUGGCGGAUGCCAGGAGAAAGCUACCUGCCCCAAUGCAUAGUGCCAACUGUAAAGUUUGGUGGAGGAGGAAUAAUGGUCUGGUUAGUUCCAGUAAAUGGAAAUCUUAACGCUACAGCAUACGAUGACAUUCUAGUUGAUUAUGUGCUUGUGGCAACAGUUUGGGGAAAUCCCUUUGCUGUUUCAGCAUGACAAUGCACCCGCGCACAACGCGAGGUCCAUACAGAAAUGGUUUGUCGAGAUUGGUGUGGAUUAACUUGACUGGCCUGCACAGAGCCCUGACCUCAACCCCAUCGAACAUCUUUGCAAAUAAUUGGAACGCUGACUGCAAGCCUGGCCUAAUCAUCCAACAUCAGUGCCCAACCUCACUAAUGCAAGUCCCUGCAGCAAUGUUCCAACAUCUAGUGGAAAGCCUUCCCAGAAGAGUGGAGGCUGUUAAAGCAGCAAAUGGGGGACCAACGCCAUAUUAAUGCUCAUGAUUUUGGUAUGAGAUGUUUGUCGAGCAGGUGUCCACAUACUUUUGGUCAUGUGUACCUUCUUAAUGCUCGUCUCCUGAAAUGACACAAUUGGGUUGUGUUUUGAACACACACACACACACACACACACACACACACACACACACUCUUUUUGGGUCACUUGCAUCCAGUAGCUCUGAAAUACCCUGGAGGAUGGUGUACGUCAGUGAAAGGCACCAACCUGUUGCACCUCGAUGCGUCAGACAAUCUGCUUUCUUCUCACUGCUGUCCCAAAUUCCCCUCACUUCUCACUCUUUCUCUCCCCCCUCCCCCUCCCUGCUCCCCCCCCCCCCCCCCCCCCCCUCCUGCUCCCUCUUUCUCCCUGCUCCCUCUUUCUCUCCCCCUCCCUGCUCCCUCUUUCUCCCCCCUGCUCCCUCUUUCUCCCUGCUCCCUCUUUCUCCCCCCCUCCCUGCUCCCUCUUUCCCUCUGCUCCCCCUUUCUCCCCCCCUCCCUGCUCCCUCUUUCUCCCUCCCUCCCUGCUCCCUCUUUCUCCCUCCCUCCCUGCUCCCUCUUUCUCCCCCCUGCUCCCUCUUUCUCCCUGCUCCCUCUUUCUCUCCCCCUACCUGCUCCCUCUUUCUCCCCCCCUCCCUGCUCCCUCUUUCCCACUGCUCCCCCUUUCUCUCCCCCUCCCUGCUCCCUCUUUCUCCCUCCCCCACUGCUCCCCUUUCUCCCCUCCCCUUUCUCUCCCUCCCUCCCUGCUCCCCCUUCUCCCCCCCACCUGCUCCCUCUUUCUCCCUCCCUCCCUGCUCCCUCUUUCUCCCUCCCUCCCUGCUCCCUCUUUCUCCCUGCUCCCUCUUUUCUCCCGACUCCCUCUUUCUUUCCCCCUCCCGAAUGCCUCUCCCCCCCCCUUCCUGCUCCCUCUUUCUCCCCCCUCCCCUGCUCCCUCUUUCCCCCCCCAUGCUCCCUCUCUCCCCCCCCCCCAUGCUCCCCCCCCCCCCAUGCUCCCUCCCCCCCCCCCCCAUGCUCCCUCUUUCUCUCCCCCUCCCUGCUCCCUCUUUCUCCCUGCUCCCUCUUUCUCCCAGCUCCCCCCCCCCCCCCUUCAAAACAAUUGGUAACACACUACGCCGUGAAGGACUGAAAUCCUGCAGCGCCCACAAGGUCCCCCUGCUCAAGAAAGCACAUAUACAUGCCCGUCUGAAGUUUGCCAAUGAACAUCUGAAUGAUUCAGAGGAGAACUGGGUGAAAGUGUUGUGGUCAGAUGAAACCAAAAUCAAGCUCUUUGGCAUCAACUCAACUCGCCGUGUUUGGAGGAGGAGGAAUGCUGCCUAUGACCCCAAGAACACCAUCCCCACCGUCAAACAUGGAGUUGGAAACAUUAUGCUUUGGGGGUGUUUUUCUGUUAAGGGGACUGGACAACUUCACUGCAUCAAAGGGACGAUGGACGGGGCCAUGUACCGUCAAAUCUUGGGUGAGAACCUCCUUCCCUCAGCCAGGGCAUUGAAAAUGGGUCGUGGAUGGGUAUUCCAGCAUGACAAUGACCCAAAACACACGGCCAAGGCAACAAAGGAGUGGCUCAAGAAGAAGCACAUUAAGGUCCUGUAGUGGCCUAGCCAGUCUCCAGACCUUAAUCCCAUAGAAAAUCUGUGGAAGGAGCUGAAGGUUCGAGUUGCCAAACGUCAGCCUCGAAACCUUAAUGACUUAGAGAAGAUCUGCAAAGAGGAGGGGGACAAAAUCCCUCCUGAGAUGUGUGCAAACCUGGUGGCCAACUACAAGAAACGUCUGACCUCAGUACUUGGUGGCAAAACCCUUGUUGGCAAUCACAAAGGCAUGUUUUGCAGAGGGGUCAAAUACUUAUUUCCCUCAUUAAAAUGCUAAUCAAUUUAUAACAUUUUUGACAUGCGUUUUUCUGGAUUUUUUUGUUGUUCUUCUGUCUCUCACUGUUCAAAUAAACCUACCAUUAAAAUUAUAGACUGAUAAUUUAUUUGUCAGUGGGCAAACGUACAAACUCAGCAGGGGAUCAAAUACUUUUUUCCCUCACUGUAAGUGUAUGUUGUCUGUGUUUCUCCACCUUUUUCUUUCUGAAGACUAUUUCAAACUAAGCAUGAUUCCCAAGAGAUGAGCACCAUACAUGUUUCUCCAUGCUCGCACACACACAAACAGUCCUCAACCUGCAAACACACACACACACCUACACUCACCGGAGCAGUGUGGAGUCUGAUAGCUCAGCUAGACAGUUGAUUGACAGCAGACAAUAGCAGGCUCCUGCUCAGAUUCCCGCUGUUUGAUGGGACCACUUGUCGCCAGCAGCAACUCAGGGAGAGGGCACACUAGCUGGGCGAUUGGACAGUUUCCAGGAAGCAGCAGCAGCAUCAUAAUUAUCAUAAUCAUCCCUCCUAUGCAAUUCCCAUAAUUCUACUGAAUAACAUGCUAUGUUACUGUUCCUCUCUCAAUUGACUCAACUAUGGCUCUCCAUGUUAAUAGGCUUGCCGUGUGUGUUCAUGACACACAUGGCUACAGUGAGCUGAACAUCUUGCUUUAGUAAGCCUAGGUAAUGACACACCAGUGUGUGAACCAUGUGUGUGCAGGUACCUUUCACCACUGAGUUCAGAGGUCACCUAAAAUAACCAGGCUCUCUAACAGGAAGUGAAGAGUUUACAUCCUCCAGGUGGUGCCCAUCCCCUUUCACAUUCACACACCCUAUGACUGUCUUACACCCAUAUAACAUAUAACCACAGAGUCAGACAAGCAGAAUAAACAUGCAGGCAGGAGAUUACAUCCAUCCAUCCAUCCAUCUCCCACAAUCACUGUCUGCACAGGAAGUGAGGUGGAGGAUGUGACCAUGUGACCUGGUUAGACUGUUAGUGAGUCAGAUAGGCAGGCAGUGUCCUAAAAGUUGACAUCUGGAAGUGCGUGUAUAUUUGUCUGUGUGUGUGUGUCUAAGGCCUAUGCUUUCUUGUAGUCUGUUUCUUGGAAGUUGUUGACUCAAUCCAACACUUUGCAAGUUUAUUUUGGAUCUCUGUUCGUUUUAAGAACAUUCAUUAUGUGAUGUUGAAAUUGUGCAAUAGAUCAUGUCAAGUACCAGCAAGCCAGCCUGCCAGCAAGCCUGCUUUGGUAUCACAUUCUUCCUAUGGAAACAUCUUAGUGUAUAGUAUAGGAGAGGCCAAUGUUAGUGUGUGUCUAUAUGUCUUACUGUGUGUUGUCUAGUAGUCACAUAGCUACAAGGGCACCAGUCCAUUUAGAAGAUUCCCUAGGGUCCCCCUUGACACCGUCCACCCCGUCUAUUCCAAGCCAUGUGGCCAGUGACUCAGCAAAUUGUGUGUGUACUUUAGUGAGGGAGACUGUGUGUGGUGAGCCCCUGAGCAUCACCUUCACACCGGGGUGCUCAGGUGAGUGUCUGCUCUGUGCGUCCAGUACAAACAGAUAGUCACAGCGGGUGGAACAGUAAAGCGGAAGUCUGUGAAGGGCACUCUCAAUAUCAAAGUUUCUCUGUGUGGGAAGAUCUCUGACACAAACAAAUGCACUUAAAAGCCCUUCUGAGGAUGAUAUCAUAUUGCUCAGUCUACACUUAUAUUAAAUGCAGUCAUUUCCAGACCCUCUGAAAUGGUGUCUAUUAAAUCUGUAAAUGUAUGUAAACAUUCCUUUUUUGACCCUGUUAUUAAUGUCCUCUCUUCUCUCCUGUUUGUCACAGCGGAGCCCCUCCCCCUGAUGGACCUGUGCAGGCGAGUGGCCAGGCUGGCUCUGGGGCGGGACCGAAUAAACCAGAUAGACACCCUCCCUCUGCCAGAGACCCUCAAGAACUACCUCCAGUACCAGUGA